UGAAAAACUGGUACUCUAGCAAAAACAAAAUGGCGUCGUCAGCCGGUCGAACCUUACGAAGCGCUUCUCGCUUAAUUUUACAGGCUGCAAGCUCACAGAGUGGACGGAUUGCGUCACAAGCCGGAAGCCCAAAACUACAGACAGUUCGGGCUCUUCAUCAAGCUGCAGGAAUAAGUUUAGCAAGACAAGCUCAGAGGACUUUUUCUGUUAGUAUAUCAAGGACAGUUUCUGCUUGUGCUAUGAUGAGUACAGCUUCACCAGUGUCUACCUGUGGAUCACUGUUAUGUACUGGUAGCAGCUCAGAUAUGAUGGAAGUAUCUGCUAGCGAAGAUGAGGGACUAGUGAUCGAGGCGCCGGAGAAACUCGACGAUUUAUAGCAUUGGUUUUCCUUACAUACAAUAACUGUUGUAUGUAAUUCUGUUAUUUAGUGACAAAUGCAGUUUUAUUGCUGUCCCUCGAGACUUCUUCUGAUUUGACAUUUUGCCAGGAUUUCUUAAAUACAAACUAUUAUACAUUUUUUGAA
Pocillopora damicornis (cauliflower coral) is the source of this 523-nucleotide messenger RNA. RefSeq lists its product as uncharacterized. NCBI's taxonomy places the organism in Eukaryota, Metazoa, Cnidaria, Anthozoa, Scleractinia, Pocilloporidae. The record is from RefSeq and is a predicted model, not a curated record.